Debaryomyces hansenii CBS767 is the source of this 927-nucleotide messenger RNA. RefSeq names its product Ure2p (gene URE2). The transcript has a single exon. The record is from RefSeq and is a predicted model, not a curated record. Gene Ontology annotation, biological process: regulation of nitrogen utilization. NCBI's taxonomy places the organism in Eukaryota, Fungi, Ascomycota, Pichiomycetes, Serinales, Debaryomycetaceae. Bases 1 to 927 code for a protein of 308 amino acids. Gene Ontology annotation, molecular function: transcription corepressor activity.
AUGACCAAUAAUAAUAGUAAUAGUAAUAAUAACCAGACAAUUUCUAAUUUAUCGGCUGGUUUAAAAUCAGUAAAUCUUGCAGACCAACAGCAGAAUGAGGUGAAUUUAAAUUUAUUACAACAACAGUUACAGAAUGAGGCCACUACGCAACAACUGCAAUCCAGAAUUAGUCAGUUCUUUCAAAAUCAGCCAACAGAAGGAUAUACAUUGUUUUCACAUAGGUCUGCGCCUAAUGGGUUUAAAGUUGCCAUAAUAUUGUCGGAAUUGAAUCUACCAUUUAAUACUAUCUUUCUUGAUUUCAAUAAUGGGGAACAGAGAGCACCAGAAUUCGUGACGAUUAAUCCAAAUGCAAGAGUCCCUGCGUUGAUUGAUCAUUUUAAUGAAAAUACGUCUAUUUGGGAGUCUGGUGCAAUUAUCUUGUAUUUGGUAUCUAAGUAUUUAAAGGACAAUGGAGAAUGUGCGUUGUGGUCGGACAAUUUAAUUGAACAAUCUCAGAUUUCAUCGUGGUUAUUCUUCCAAACGUCUGGACAUGCACCAAUGAUUGGACAAGCGCUACAUUUCAGAUACUUUCAUUCUUGUCCAGUUCCAAGUGCCGUUGAAAGAUACACCGAUGAAGUGAGAAGAGUAUAUGGAGUCAUUGAGAUGGCAUUAGCUGAAAGAAGAGAAGCGUUAAUUAUGGAUUUAGACGUUGAGAAUGCGGCCGCUUAUAGUGCUGGUACGACCCCUUUAUCUCAGUCAAGAUACUUUGAUUAUCCUGUUUGGUUAGUUGGUGAUAGAGCUACUGUGGCAGAUUUGUCUUUCGUGCCUUGGAAUAAUGUGGUUGACAGAAUUGGCAUCAAUUUAAAGGUUGAGUUCCCAGAAGUUUACAAAUGGACUAAGUAUAUGAUGAGAAGACCAGCUGUUAUCAGAGCGUUGCGUGGUGAUUGA